AUGAAUCAGGGUGUAUCAAAAUUGGCCAAACUUCUUGCAUCGGAUGAGCUAAAAAAUCGCAAAAUUGGAUACAAGUAUGCGUGCGAGCUUUUGAAACUUCAUCCUGGUACAGAUGAUGGGGCGGUAUCUUAUAUCGAUAUUCUGGGUGUUUGUAAAGGACUUUACUACAGUCUUUGGAUGCAAGAUAAACCACUUCUUCAGGAGGAGGCUGUUGCUAGAAUCGUAAAAUUAAUAGGCAUAACGAAAAAUCGAGAUGUUCGUUCCAUGUACGUUAAGGGACUCGUGAGAGAUUUUCUCGUUAAAUGCAUUGUCUCGGUGAAAAAGAGAGUUCUUGGUCCCGAAAUCGUUGCUAGCUCAAUUUUCGAAUCAAUUCUAAACUCAGAUUUUAACUCAGCUGUGGAUUUAAAACUUCACUUAAUUAUUGUCUUGAAGGAAGAGUUGCUGAAAGCAGGGGAAGUCCCAUCGCUUGUCAACGCCUUUUUUAAACACACGCUUGAUAGUGUUCAAAAAAUGCCGAAGGGCAGUGUGUAUGCUACUGAUAUGAUUACCCUCCUUACCUUUUUGGCUAAGGAAAUGCGUAAUCAUCCCAAGUUUCCAUUUGGUAAAAUCAGUGAAGAACUACUUGUCCUAUCUACGCAGUUUCCAUUAUAUAGGAAAACUUUCCUCAGAAUUUCCAAAAUUCUUCAUGUAAAGAAAUCUCAACUAAGCACUAUGGAGAUAAAAUUGGCACAAAGGUCCACUAAUGACGAAUCUAAAAGUUCGCUUAGUAAGAAGUCUCAAUUGAACGGUGAAGCAAAAAGGAAUGUCACAGAAGUCCCUCAAAGUGCUGAAUCCGAAAUUUUGUCUGCCAAAGAACCUCAAGUAAACGGUGAUUACAAAAAUUGCUCCAAACUUACCCCCAAAGUUGAUUCUACUGAAGCAUUGACUGAUAAAUCGAAACCUAAAAAUCCCAGGAAGAGAAAAUUGACAACUGACUCUCCUAACCCUAAUGAAGAAUCUUCCAAAACGAAACGGCUCAAGGAGGAGGGCAAUUACGAGAACGAAAGUGGGCCCCAAAUUGAGAAUAUAAAUGGGAAACAAUCAAUUGAAGUGGAUGUGGAGCUUAAGGAAACCGGUACAACUCUAUCCGCCUAUUCCGCUCCCCUCAAAUAUUCAAAUUUUAAUAUCUUGGCGGCCCCGACUAAUCUCCAACAAUUAGACAUGUCAAUUCUGGAUUGUUUGAAUGAGGUUACGCAGUCUAAACGUGUCUCUUUCGGAAAGGUCUUCUGUAAAAAAUUUUCGUCCACCAAGAAACUUCCUGCUAAGCCUAUUUCAAUUCUUACGCCCCCCAGCCGAGGAAUCCUUCGAAGAUGA
Rodentolepis nana is the source of this 1353-nucleotide messenger RNA. NCBI's taxonomy places the organism in Eukaryota, Metazoa, Platyhelminthes, Cestoda, Cyclophyllidea, Hymenolepididae. The record is from the annotation of a GenBank genome assembly.